CUGCCUGAAUUCCCACUCUGCCAAAUACAAUAAAAAUACGGAUAAUUCAAAGAAGAAAAAAAAAAAAUUCUCACCUCUCCACGUCCAAGCUCCACCACUCCUUCAACUCUCAUGAGAACCUGACCCCCACCCCCUACAACGACGCUUCUCUCCCCUUCCAUGGCGAGAACUCUCCUUUCAUCCCCACCGUUCAUCGGCACACCUCUCCCCUCUCUUUCUCGCCACGCUCUCACUACCAACCGUCGAUUCAUAUCCACCAGAAUCAAGUUAAGCUUACACGAUAACAUUCCCCCAAUUCAUCAUCACUUGCACUCUUCAGUUGAUUUUAAUACAAUUAUUAGCAGAGCAGAAGGAUUUCUCUACACGCUCGCCGAUGCCGCCGUUGCUGUCGAUUCCGCUGCUUCCACUACUUCAUCUGAUACCGCUGAUGCUGCUCAAAAGAAUGGCGGUUGGUUCGGUUUUAUCUCUGAUGGUAUGGAAUUCGUUCUUAAGGUGUUGAAAGGUGGGCUUUCAGCUGUACACGUGCCGUAUGCUUAUGGUUUUGCCAUUAUUUUGCUUACUAUAGCUGUUAAAGUUGCUACUUUGCCUUUGACCAAGAAACAGGUUGAAUCUACACUGGCUAUGCAAAACCUGCAACCUAAGAUAAAAGCUAUUCAACAAAGAUAUGCAGGAAAUCAGGAAAGAAUACAGCUUGAGACGUCGCGUCUAUAUAGGCAGGCUGGAGUUAAUCCGUUAGCAGGUUGUUUUCCUACUUUGGCUACAAUACCAGUAUGGAUAGGCCUGUAUCAAGCGCUUUCAAACGUUGCAAAUGAGGGAGUGUUGACGGAAGGUUUCUUUUGGAUACCCUCUUUGGGUGGGCCAACUACAAUUGCAGCUCGACAAAGUGGAUCCGGCAUUUCCUGGCUUUUUCCUUUUGUGGAUGGUCAUCCACCAUUAGGCUGGCAUGACACUGCAGCAUACCUGGUUUUGCCUGUCCUCCUCAUUGCUUCUCAGUAUGUAUCAAUGGAGAUCAUGAAACCUCCCCAGACAGAUGAUCCGACUCAAAAGAAUACACUUCUUGUUUUCAAGUUUCUACCCAUCAUGAUUGGUUACUUCUCUUUGUCUGUUCCAUCAGGAUUAUCUAUAUACUGGUUCACAAACAACGUCCUCAGCACAGCCCAACAGGUAUGGUUACGCAAAUUAGGUGGUGCAAAGCCUGUGGUUAAUGAGAAUGCAAGUGGAAUCAUCACUGCAGGACGUGCAAAAAGAUCAGCUUCACAACCAGGGCAGCCUGGUGAUAGGUUCAAGCAGUUAAAGGAACAAGACAAGAGCAAAACAUUGCGCAAGGCAUUGCCAACAGAAGGUGUUCAAGCUCUGGAUUCUGCAUCUGGUUCUGAUGAGGAUUCAGAUGAAGAGACCAAUGACAAGGGGGAGGAGGUUCUGGAAGAAACAUAUGCUUCUAGUGCAAGCAAAAGGGUCCCUGAUAUUUCACGGCCAAAGAGAAGCAAGCGGUCAAAGAGAAAGCGAACUGUAUAAAGAACUUUACACCGACAAGAUGAUUGUAGUUCCUGGCAGGUCCUGUAUAUCCAGCAAGGUAUAUUGUAGAUGAUAUAUAGUGCCAUUUUUAUGGUGGCUCAUUCCAAGAUGAGUUGCUAAUGAUGCAAAUCUGCCGAUUCUGAGCUGUUA
This is a messenger RNA of Populus trichocarpa (black cottonwood), 1665 nucleotides long. RefSeq names its product inner membrane protein PPF-1, chloroplastic. Bases 160 to 1515 code for a protein of 451 amino acids. Gene Ontology annotation, biological process: thylakoid membrane organization; protein localization to chloroplast; protein insertion into membrane. The transcript is spliced from 10 exons. The record is from RefSeq and is a predicted model, not a curated record. NCBI's taxonomy places the organism in Eukaryota, Viridiplantae, Streptophyta, Magnoliopsida, Malpighiales, Salicaceae. Gene Ontology annotation, molecular function: membrane insertase activity. Gene Ontology annotation, cellular component: chloroplast thylakoid membrane.